Molecule: messenger RNA, 399 nt
Organism: Scheffersomyces amazonensis
Lineage: Eukaryota; Fungi; Ascomycota; Pichiomycetes; Serinales; Debaryomycetaceae
Exons: 1
Coding region: 1-399 (132 amino acids)
Source: RefSeq, a predicted model, not a curated record
AUGAACAAAAGGAAAAGAGAAGAUGAAGUAUCGCAUAUCGAUUCACAGCGGAAAGUAGAAGAUGAUGGUUGUGUGUGUAACAUACCACCAUGUCAUUUAAAUCCAAUUUUAUUUAAAGACUAUCUAGCUUAUGAGAGUCAUAUAACUACUAAUCAUACAUUUAUAUGUCAACAAUGUCAUCGACGAUUCCCAUCUAAUUCAAUUUUAACUUUACAUAUAGAUGAAAAUCAUAAUCCAUUUCUUAAGAUCAAACAAGAAAGAGGUGAUAAAGUCUUUCGUUGUAUAGAAAGUGAAUGCUCAAAAGUGUGUAGGACACCAAAGACAAGAAGACUACAUAUGAUUGAGAAACAUAAUUAUCCCAAGGAAUUUAGAUUUGAUGUUAUAAAUAGAGGUCUAUAG